Messenger RNA from Misgurnus anguillicaudatus (oriental weatherfish), 1996 nucleotides. RefSeq names its product growth arrest-specific 2a (gene gas2a). The record is from RefSeq and is a predicted model, not a curated record. Gene Ontology annotation, cellular component: actin filament. Gene Ontology annotation, biological process: actin crosslink formation. Lineage: Eukaryota; Metazoa; Chordata; Actinopteri; Cypriniformes; Cobitidae. Gene Ontology annotation, molecular function: cytoskeletal adaptor activity; microtubule binding; actin filament binding.
UUUAGUGUAAAUAACCAUUUCAGCGUGAUGUAUCUCAGUGGUUUGUAGUAAAGAUUAGACGCGUCAUGUCUCUACUACAGUGGGUGACCAGGCGAGAUCGCGCAGUACUGCAUGAACUCGCUUUAAACUGAGACCUGCGAUGAGUAUCGGAUCUUUGAGUCUCAGUAUCAUGAAGUACGACGUGCCUGAGUAAUGCAUGAAUUAAUGUGAGACCAAAGUCUGCUGUUAAAGAGCUGACAGCAAGCGAUGCAUGCCGUAGGAAGCAUGUGUAGUCCCUUAAGCAGUAGGCAGCCGCUCACAGGUCCUGGUCUCACAGAUCUACAGCAGUACAAUCAAUGGCUGGCCAGUCGACACGAGGCCAGUCUAUUGCCCAUGAAGGAAGAUCUGGCCCUUUGGCUCUCCAGCAUGUUGGGUGUGGAAAUUACUGCAGAAAGCUUCAUUGACAGGUUAGACAACGGCUUCCUGCUUUGUCGGCUGGCUGAGACCCUGCAGGAGAAGUUCAGGCAAAAUAGCACAGACUUGAUUUCAUCAGGAAAGAUAAUCCCCAGUCGCAGGAUUCCCUGCCGAGCCAGCGCCCCAUCUGGCUCCUUUUUUGCCAGGGACAACACAGCCAACUUUCUGUCAUGGUGUCGAGAGGUGGGCGUAGGCGACACCUGCCUGUUUGAAUCAGAUGGGCUGGUUUUACACAAGCAGCCACGAGAGGUUUGUCUAUGUCUACUGGAGCUGGGAAGAAUAGCAUCUAGAUAUAAGGUGGAGCCACCUGGACUUAUCAAGCUGGAGAAAGAGAUCGAACAGGAGGAGAAGGCACCUGAACCUCCACCCUCUCCUGUAUCUCCCACCUCCAGUUCUCCAUCCAUGUCUCCGUUCAGCUCUCCGUUAAGCAAGACUAACUCUAGCAGGAAGAGCACCGGAAAACUUUUGGAUGAUGCCGUGAAGCACAUUUCUGAAGACCCGCCUUGUAAGUGUCCAAAUAAGUUCUGUGUAGAAAGACAAUCGCAGGGGCGCUACCGUGUCGGGGAGAAAGUGCUUUUUAUCAGGAUGUUGCAUAAUAAGCAUGUGAUGGUGCGUGUUGGUGGAGGCUGGGAGACAUUCGAGAGCUACCUGCUGAAGCACGACCCAUGUCGCAUGCUCCAGAUCUCACGCGUGGAAGGGAAGAUAUCGCCCAUUACGGGAAAAUCUCCCAGCAUCCAAGAGCUCACGCCUGACAGCUACCUGGUGGUGGCGGCCCACUACAAAAGCAAAAAGUAAAGGGACAUCCUUUAGUGACUGAGAAACAGAGACUUUAAUGUGUCAUGUUACUUUAAUGCUCGCUGGCUACACUCUCGGAAAAAAGGUAUAAAAGUUGUCACUGGGAUGUUUACUUUGAGGUACUAGUUUGUACCUUUUAGGUACAAAUGUGUAGGGGUGAGCGGGGCACAAACUAACACGGCUUGUAACACGGCUACUUUACAUAUUUCUACAGGGCCGAGCAAUCUGUGCUUUUUGUGUUUUUCUCUUACUGUCAGAAGAUUUCCUGUGAAUUUAUGAAAAGUUUUGAUGUGUUUUCAUUAAGAUUUUGAACAAGGAGUGUUUUGGAGGAAUAAAAUGUAAAUUACUUCAUCUUAAGUUAUUUUUAUUUUCUUAUUUCCAGUCUUAUAUUAUUUUAAUCACUGUCUUGUUACCUAAAACAUAACAGCAUUUUGAAACAUGUCAGCAACCUAACCUAUAUGGCUCAUAAUGAUAGGAUAGCAUCUUGCAGUUGAUUUGUGGGAUGCACAUCCAGGGCACGAAGCUCCCAUUCCACCACAUCCCAAAUAUGCUCUAUUGGGUUGAGAUCUGGUGACUGUGGGGGCCAUUUUAGUACAGUGAACUCAUUGUCAUGUUCAAGAAACCAAUUUGAAAUGAUUCGAGCUUUGUGACAUGCUGGAAGUAGCCAUCAGAGGAUCUGUACAUGGUGGUCAUAAAGGGAUGGACAUGGUCAGAAACAAUGCUCAGGUAGGCCGUGGGAUUUAAAUGA